AUGGCCGACAGCGCUUUGAAAGCCGGCGACUCCAGUCCGCGCCGGUCCACCGCAUCCCCAAAAUCGCCGCCGGGCCCGAGCGGGUCAACGCCGGCGAGCCCUCCCGCCGCGGCCCUGGGGCCGGUCACCGGCACCGGACACCUAGAAGUUGAUCCGGACUUUGUUGGUGAGGAUGAUGACAGCGGUGAUGGCGAUUCUGCCAUGGGUUCUUUUCGGGAGGAGAACGGUCGCACAUAUCACGCAUACCGGGCAGAAGGUGAGGACUACUUGGCCCAAGUUGCCGAUGCAGCGGAGGUGCCGCAGCGAGAGACUGAACGUCUGGCUGGGAACGACAGGCCCUUGAACCGGGUUCUUGAUAUCGGUACCGGGACGGGUAUCUGGGCGAUAGAUUUCGGUAUGUUCUGGAAUGUCCGUUGUGAGGGUGGGAUCAUGUCACUCACCAUUCUUAGCCGACGAGCACCCCGAGGUCUCCGUAUGCCUCCCCUGCCAUCGAUAAGGACAAACGGAUGUGACAGCAUUGUUGACUCUUACCAGAUUGCCGGCGUCGAUCUGAGCCCUAUCCAGCCGGAUUGUGUCCCACCAAACGCCGAGUUCUUUAUCGACGACAUCGAGACCGAAUGGAACUAUCACACCAAAUUCGACCUCAUCUACGGGCGCAUGCUCACAGGCUCCAUCAGGGACUGGCCCAAAUUGAUGGCUCAGGCCUUCGACAACCUCAACCCUGGAGGCUACCUCGAGCUAUGCGAUUCGCUCAGCCCUCUUCAGAGCGAUGAUGGGUCCCUUAAGGAGGAUUCUGCGCUCCUGAAGUGGAACAAACUCCUAGUGCAGGCAUCUGACAAGCUCGGCCCCAGCUUGGAAUCAGCGCUCCACUACGAAAAGCAGCUGAAGGAAGCUGGGUUUGAGGAUGUCACCAAAAUCGAGUUCAAGUGGCCGUUGAACCCGUGGCCGAGAGAUGCCAGAUAUAAGGAGCUCGGCGAAUGGAAUUAUUUCAACGUGCUUCAGGGCAUCCAGGCUGUAAGCCUGAUGUUGUUUACCAAUGUCCUGGGCUGGCCUGUUGUCGAGGUCGAGGUCCUGUUGACUCAAGUCCGAAAGGAGGCAAAGAACCGGGACAUACAUGCGUACUGGCCGGUGUAUGUGGUCUAUGGAAAGAAGCCUGAGUGA
Chaetomium globosum CBS 148.51 is the source of this 1161-nucleotide messenger RNA. RefSeq lists its product as uncharacterized. Gene Ontology annotation, molecular function: methyltransferase activity. The transcript is spliced from 9 exons. The coding region runs from base 1 to 1161 and encodes 386 amino acids. The record is from RefSeq and is a predicted model, not a curated record. NCBI's taxonomy places the organism in Eukaryota, Fungi, Ascomycota, Sordariomycetes, Sordariales, Chaetomiaceae.